AUGAACGAUUCUAUUGAUUCUGGAUAUUCAUUCACUCCAAAAUAAUAAAAGAAGCAAAGCUCUAUUCCUUUUUUAGUUAGUGAAGAAGUCAAGAAGAUUAUCUCUUUUAACAUGACUCCUUUUAAGGAUAAAGUGCAUUAUGAACAAAUCAAAACUCCAAUUACAGAGGGUUACGAUAGAAAAUUGUAAGAUGCUAUUAAAUAAUUGGAAAUUGAAGAAUUGAUUACAGAUCCUAUAGAUUUCUUAUGUCGAAAUACUACAAAUAAUAUUAUUUGUUCACUAAAUUUAAAUACAAUUUAACGAUCAAUUUUAUUUUAAUUACUCUCUAUUUUAGUAGAUGGAUUAGUUGUUAUUAUUUCAUAUAAUUAUGUAUUACUUAAAGAAAAAUUAAGAAGAAUUCAAGAUAUAGUCUCUUGGGCAGCUAUAAAUCCUGAAGUUCCUGAUCAUUAAAUUGAAUUCAUUGUUAAAAACAUUUCAAGUAGAAAUAUUAAAUUAUUAAUUGUACAUCCAGAAUAAGUUAAUCUAAUUGAUUUAUCCAAUCUAGAUAUCAAAUUACUUUUGUUAGACUAAUCAAAUUAUUAUUUAUCUUUUUUGGAAAUUGGUAAAAUUUAAUCAGAUUUAACAAAAUACAUAUCUAAAGCUAACGCUGAAUUCAUCCAUAUUCUUUUACCUAUUACUCAAAGUGUAUUUAUAUAAGAUCUUAGAUAAUUUUAGCCUUUCUAAAGAAUCUAUUUAACUUAUAGAGAGUAAUUUUGUUUGAUAAUAUCAUUAGAUCAUUCUCUCCUAAAACUUAAAUCACUUGUUCUAAAGAUGAAAGUCCUAUUAAAUCAUUGAUUUCAUUACUUAGAAGCUAACGACUUUACAAAAAGACUGGCAUUGCUAUUUUCUGUCAUAAUAUUAGUGCAGUUGAGUCUAUUUAGUUUACUUUAUAAUAAAAUGGAUUUAAGAGUAAUUCAAUACAUUCAAAGAAACCUGAAAAUUAAAGACAAGCAAGUUAUUAUGAUUUCGCAUCUUAAAAUAUAGAUAUAAUAGUAUUACCAAGUGGAUUUCAAUUACCAGAAGGAUUGAAAAAUUUUAUUUACCUUUCUGUUCAUUUAUAUUUGCCAUUAAAUAUUGAAACAUUCAUUUUAGAUAUAUCUGAAUUAAAUAGUGAAGCCAAUUCACAUAUAUUUUUAUGUGAUGAAUAUUAUUUUACUUAAAGGGCUGAGAUCUGUGCUAAUUUUAUUCAAAUUGAAAAUCUGGCUAUCUUUAUGCAAGAAUGUGUUUAUACAAAUGAUUUAAUCUCAAAAGAUGAAAAUGAUAUUACUUAUUGGUUAACUAAGAAAUGGUUACAUUUAUAAAAUUAAGAAUAAUCAGAUAUGAAAAUAAAAAAGAUUUAAUUAAAUGAAUCUUCUAUGAAUUAUGAUUUUAGUAAAAAAUAAAUCUAAUUUUUUCUCUAAGAAUUGGAAAAAGAAAAAUGGUUAGAGAUUUAAGUUGCUGUACCUGUAGAAUUAAUUAUAUCAUAAUUACCAGAAGAUGAGUAGAUUUCUCAGAAUAUUUAAAUUUAUGGAAAGAAAUCUGGUAGUCUUAUUGGUUAUAAAUGUUAAGUUGAUGAUUUACUUAAAGGAUGUAUGAUGACACCUAUUUAAUUAAUAAAUAAAUUAAAAUAACAAAAAGUUAAAUUUGAAAUUUCAGAGGAGGCAUAGAUAAUAAAGUUAAUACAUUUUCCAUCAUAAUCUGAAUUAUAAGCAAAAGUUUUGGAUAUUUAUUCUGGUAUCAAAAGAUAAAAUAUCAUUCGAAUAAAUAAUUUAGAUUAAAUGUACACAAUGGCAAGAACAGGAUCCUUUAGAUCUUUAGAAUAUAUGUGGAAAUAAAUUUAACUCUAAAAAAACUCAACAUAAUUAAUUGAUUUUAUUUAAUAAUAUUUAGAUUAGAAUAUUUAUUCUGAUUUAACAGGACAUAAUAAUUUACCUUUUAUAAAACUUGAAACUUAAAGAGAAAAGUCAACUCUUUUGUAAGAUGUCAAGGUAUUUAUUAUUUAUAAUAAUUUAGUGUAUAAUAAAUUUUUAUAAUAUACUCGAUUAUGGAUUAUCUUGGAUAUAAAAAGAAAAUAGUGCAACUAAAAUUUUAGUUAUAUUACAAGGACUUAAAACAAAUAAAAAAGAAUUAAAAUCAUUGCAUCAAUGGAAUAAGUACAGAUAAUAUAAUUAUAUAAAAAUACAUGAGAUGAUUCAUGAAUAACUAGAGUAAUUAGAAACCAAAUUAUUAUGUUAAAGAAAUAAAAAAAUUAAAAUUUGA
Messenger RNA from Paramecium sonneborni, 2277 nucleotides. The record is from the annotation of a GenBank genome assembly. NCBI's taxonomy places the organism in Eukaryota, Ciliophora, Oligohymenophorea, Peniculida, Parameciidae.